This is a messenger RNA of Octodon degus (degu), 495 nucleotides long. It is a transcript of the gene Ucn3, whose product is annotated as urocortin 3. Gene Ontology annotation, molecular function: corticotropin-releasing hormone receptor 2 binding; hormone activity. Lineage: Eukaryota; Metazoa; Chordata; Mammalia; Rodentia; Octodontidae. Bases 1 to 495 code for a protein of 164 amino acids. The transcript has a single exon. Gene Ontology annotation, cellular component: extracellular region. Gene Ontology annotation, biological process: hormone-mediated signaling pathway; adenylate cyclase-activating G protein-coupled receptor signaling pathway; digestion. The record is from RefSeq and is a predicted model, not a curated record.
AUGCUGAUGCCAGCACAUGUUCUGCUGCUCCUUCUACUGCUCCUUGGAGACCCAAGAACAGGCCUCUCCCACAAGUUCUACAAAGCUGGGCCUGUCUUCAGCUGCCUUAACACAGCCCUGUCCAAGGUUAAGAAGAACCAGAUGGAGGAUUUGCCCCUUCUAAUGAAGAAGAGCUUCCACUACUUUCCCAGUCAAGACCUGUCUUCCAGAGAGCAGAAAGAGGAGGAAGAAGAAAAUCUUGACAAGAACAAAAGGACUUUCUCUGGCUCUGGGGGUGGAGGUGGAGCUGGAAGCACCCGGUAUAAGUACCUAUUCCAAUCACAGCACAAGGGGAAGCUGUACCAGGACAAGGGCAAAAGUGACCAACGCUCCAAGUUCACUCUGUCUCUCGAUGUUCCCACUAACAUCAUGAACAUCCUCUUUGACAUUGCCAAGGCCAAGAACUUGCGAGCCAAGGCAGCUGCCAAUGCUAACCUGAUGGCCCAGAUUGGGUGA